Molecule: messenger RNA, 1257 nt
Organism: Vespa velutina
Lineage: Eukaryota; Metazoa; Arthropoda; Insecta; Hymenoptera; Vespidae
Gene: TpnT
Product: troponin T, skeletal muscle
Exons: 11
Coding region: 59-1126 (355 amino acids)
Biological process (GO): regulation of muscle contraction; muscle contraction; sarcomere organization
Cellular component (GO): troponin complex
Molecular function (GO): tropomyosin binding
Source: RefSeq, a predicted model, not a curated record
GGAGAAGAAGAUCGAGGGUAGGGCGUCCCAAAAGGACUCCGGGGAGAAUAUCGAGUUUAUGAAGAGGCAAGAACAGAAGAGAAGCGAUCUCGAUGAACAACUUAAGGAAUACAUUGCGGAAUGGAGAAAGCAGAGAGCCAAGGAAGAAGAGGAACUCAAACGUCUCAAGGAGAAACAAGCUAAGCGCAAGAUCACCCGCGCCGACGAAGAAAAGAGAUUGGCUCAGAAGAAGAAGGAAGAGGAGGAACGUCGUCAACGUGAAAUUGAGGAAAAGAAACAACGUGACAUUGAGGAAAAGAGACGACGCCUCGAGGAAUCCGAAAAGAAACGUCAGGCUAUGAUGCAAGCGAUGAAGGACCAAGCAAACAAGAAAGGACCUAACUUUACCAUUACGAAGAAGGACCUCGGGGGUAAUCUCUCAUCGGCCCAAUUGGAACGUAACAAGACGAAGGAACAACUCGAGGAAGAGAAAAAGAUAUCAUUGAGUAUUCGCAUUAAACCAUUAGAGAUUGAGGGACUAUCGAUUGAUAAACUCCGUUUCAAGGCCACCGAACUUUGGGAUACUAUCGUUAAAUUAGAAACUGAAAAGUACGAUCUCGAGGAGAGACAAAAACGUCAAGAUUACGAUCUUAAAGAGCUGAAGGAACGUCAGAAACAACAAUUGAGGCACAAGGCUUUGAAGAAAGGUUUAGAUCCUGAAGCCCUUACUGGCAAGUAUCCUCCGAAGAUUCAAGUUGCAUCGAAGUAUGAACGUCGCGUCGAUACCAGGUCUUACGACGACAAGAAGAAACUUUUCGAGGGUGGUCUGACCGAACAGCAAAAGGAGAUCAUAGAAAAGCAAUGGACCCAACAGAAGGAACAAUUCCUUGGUCGUCAAAAGACGAAGUUACCGAAAUGGUUCGGCGAGAGGCCCGGCAAGAAAGCUGGCGAUCCAGAAUCACCGGAGGGCGAAGAGGACGUGAAGGCCGCGGCCGAUGACGAUCUCGAGGAGCCACAAUUCGACGAAGAAGAGGAGGAAGAGGAAGAGGAGGAGGGUGAGGAUAAGGAGGAGGAGGAGGAAGAGGAAGAAGAGGAAGAGGAGGAAGAGGAGGAGGAAGAAGAGGAGGAGGAAGAGGAAGAAGAAUAAAAAGCCGAUUCGGAGCUAUUAUUAUUAUUAUUAUUAUUAUUAUUAUUAUUAUUAUUAUUAUUAUUAUUAUUAUUAUUAUUAUUAUUAUUACUACUACUAUUAUUAUUAUUACUAUUAAUAUUAUUACUAUU